Messenger RNA from Megalops cyprinoides (Indo-Pacific tarpon), 809 nucleotides. RefSeq names its product gamma-sarcoglycan-like. NCBI's taxonomy places the organism in Eukaryota, Metazoa, Chordata, Actinopteri, Elopiformes, Megalopidae. Gene Ontology annotation, biological process: cardiac muscle tissue development; heart contraction. The transcript is spliced from 7 exons. The annotation marks the transcript as partial. The record is from RefSeq and is a predicted model, not a curated record. Gene Ontology annotation, cellular component: sarcoglycan complex; sarcolemma.
AUAGGGAUCUAUGGCUGGCGGAAGCACUGUCUCUACCUGUUCAUUCUUCUCCUGUUCAGCAUCCUGGUGGUGAACUUUGCCCUGACACUGUGGAUCCUCAGAGUGAUGCAUUUCAACAUGGAAGGGAUGGGACUGUUAAAACUGGUAUCAAAUGGGGUAAGACUCAAAGGAGUUUCAGACUUCCUCUUCCCACUCUACGUCCAAGAGAUUCACUCCAGAGAGGACUCACCUCUUCUUGUUCACUCAUCUCGAAAUGUCACAUUCAGUGCCUGUGAUGAAAACGGGGAUCUGACGUGCACUGUAACUAUAGCUCCACAGAUAGUGGAAGCCUGUGGACAGCUCUUUAAGGUCAUAUCAGACAAUGGUGGCUUGAUCCUCUCUGCUGACAACACGGAGGUGGUGGUCGGGGCUGACAAGCUUCGAGUCACAGGACCUGAUGGUGCCUGGUUUAAACACUCUGUACAGACACCCCUCAUUACAGCGGAAUCCUUCAAAGACUUAAGGCUCGAGUCCCCCACUCGCUCCCUGAUCAUGGAUGCACCUAAAGGAGUCCACAUGAAAGCGCUGGCAGGAAAUAUGGAAGUUACAUCUAACGUGGACAUCCACCUCCUCACAAGGGAAGGAAUGCUGAUUCUGGAUGCUGAGACACUGCGCUUGCCCAGACUGCCCCAGGGGAAAGUAUCAGUGGCUGGAAGCACUCAAGGACUCCUCGAGGUGUGCGUCUGUCCUGACGGUAGGCUGUUUGUUUCACCAGCCGCGGAGGGCUCCACAUGCCACCAGAACAGCGAGGUAUGCUAAUGGAUGGCACC